AUGAUAAGUGAGGAAUCGGCGGCAUUCCCAGACGACUUUGAUACGCAAAGCCAUGCAAGUUCCCGCGGCCCCGAUAGCACACACACAGGCGACCCCGCGAAUGGCCCCGACCACGGCGGGCAAGAUGACCACCACCACUUCAAUCAAAAUGACAGCGGUGAAGCCCUUGACUCGGCACACGCCGAUAAUGACAAUGAUGACAAGCCGGUCUGGAGUGAAAUGAAGACCAAGGCGGGCAAAGAAAGGAAGAGGCUGCCGCUAGCCUGCAUUGCCUGCCGCAGGAAGAAGAUCCGAUGUUCAGGCGAGAAGCCCGCUUGCAAGCACUGUACUCGCUCGAGGAUCCCUUGCGUAUAUAAAGUGACCACAAGGAAAGCGGCGCCGCGAACAGAUUACAUGGCUAUGCUGGACAAGCGACUCAAGCGAAUGGAAGAUCGCGUGAUCAAGACUAUUCCUAAAGACGAGGCGAGAGAUAUGGUUUCAAUCGGCAGGUCAAUAGUGAAGCCCUCUCAAGCCCAACCGACCAAGGCGCAGAAGAAACGAAGUGCAGAGGAGGCAUUUGCCGCGGAACUGGACGAUUGGACUCGAGGAGGCCGUCGACCGCCCCAUGAAACGCUCCCAAUGAAUCGCGAAAUCAAGUCAACCGAUGGCACGGGGCUUUUGACCGAAGGCGCGGAGUUCUUACCUUCAUUGGAGAUACAGGAACAUUUAGCUGAAGUCUUCUUCGACUGUGUUUAUGGGCAGUCGUACCUCCUGUUACACAAACCGAGCUUCAUGCGCCGGCUCAAGGCUGGCACAGUUCCCCCUGUCCUCAUUCUCGCCGUCUGCGCUGUAUCGACCCGAUUCUCCACACAUCCACAGCUUAACUCCGAUCCUCCGUUCUUGCGUGGAGAGAACUGGGCCAAUCCCGCCGCGGCGAUUGCUCUUAGUCGACACGACGAGCCCAAUAUCACUAUUCUUACUGUUUUCUUACUUCUUGGACUUCAUGAGUUUGGCACGUGCCACGGUGGAAGAAGCUGGUCCUUCGGAGGUCAGGCAUUAAGGAUGGCAUACGCCUUACAGCUCCACCAAGAACUCGAGCAGGAUCCAUUGGCAGGUCAAAAUAAAACAAAGUCGCAGUUGAGCUUCACAGAUCGAGAAAUCCGACGGCGAACCAUGUGGGCAUGUUACUUGAUGGACCGAUACAACUCGUCGGGAAGCCAGCGUCCACCUAUUGGAAACGAGAAGUUCCUUCACAUUCAACUUCCAAUUAAAGAGACCCACUUUCAAAUGGAGAUACCAGGGCCUACGGAAGACUUGGACGGGAAUAUUCCCAAUCCUACUCCAGAAAAUCUCGGCCAAUUAUCCAAUGCCAGGGAUAACAUGGGAGUAUCAGCGUAUAUCAUUCGCGCCAUCGUCAUCUGGGGUCGUAUUGUCGACUAUCUGAACCUUGGGGGUAAACGAAAGGACCCUCACCCUCUUUGGCACCCGGAUUCUGAAUAUACGCGUAUGAAGCGACAAAUCGAUGAAUUCUCGGCCUCAUUACCAAACUCCCUUGUAUUCACCUACGAGAAUCUCCAGAUCCACGCCGCGGAGAAAAUUGCAAAUCAAUUCCUAUUCCUUCACAUCAUCAUUCAUCAGAAUACGCUAUUCCUGAACCAGUUCGCCAUUCCCCUCUCGCCUGGAGGGCGACCUCCCAGGGACAUGCCUAAGCCGUUCCUCAGCAACGCCGGUCGAGCUGCGGUGGAGGCUGCCCAUAACAUCUCCGUGCUCUUCGAUCGGGCCUCCGCCUAUCCUCUUACAGUACCCUUUGCUGGCUAUUGUGCCUAUACAGCUAGCACAGUUCAUAUCUGGGGUAUCUUCUCCAAAAAUGUGCAGUUGGAGGCUCGAUCCAAAGAGAAUCUCCGACAUACGUACCGCUACCUCAACAAGAUGAAGAAGUAUUGGGGCAUGUUUCAUUACAUGGUUGAAAGCGCCAAGGAUAGGUAUAGGCAAUUUGCCGAUGCAGCCAUCAAAGGAUCUGUGGCGAACCAAAAUGGCACCACGCUGGCCCCGAUGUUCCAGUACGGUGACUGGUUUGACAAGUAUCCUCACGGUGUGUCCCGACUACACUGGGAAGACCCAGACACCCGACACAAAGAGACUGGCGAUGAUGCUGUCAUGGGACAAAAGCCCGACCUCCAGAGUGUCGAAGACUUCUUCGCCGGCCUAUCCCCAACACCACAGCCAGCCGUCCCUCGCAGGUCACGCUCGCGCAAAGGCAGCAAGCUCUCCGACAGCACUCCCGGCAUGGACCAAACCUCUCCAUCGCAAAUGGACAUAACAAUGGCAAACACCCCGGGCGUCCCCGGCAGCGCGUUCCCCCAACCCUCAAUGUUUUCUCAGUCGCGCUCUAUGCCCUUCGGUCAGCCCCCUUUUGAUUUCAGCAUUUCACCGGAUCAGCUACCCCAGCUCGACCGCCAAUUUGUUUACGGCUCAAUCAGCGAAUUCGAUCCGAACACCUUUCUCCCAAACAAUCCUCCUAUGGACCCCACCAAUGGCGUCGAGCAGAGUCCCGACCAAUCCCUCUUCACUGGUCAACCAGAUCCGGGCGCACCGGCUGGAGCGGGCGAGUUCUACCAGCCAAGCGCAUGGUUCUUACCCUUCAACCUUGACCCAGUCGGAGUAGCAAACCCACCCCUCGAUCCAGCCUCAGGCGGUCAACCACCCUCAGGCCCAACCCCAGGCUCUGUCCCAGAUGUAGGUAGUGAUGAUAUUCCGGGCUUUGGCGGGCCACUCAGUGCCUUUGAGCUGGGCAUUGGGCCCGGCAUGAGCCAGGACUCUCGACGAUAG
This is a messenger RNA of Penicillium maclennaniae, 2808 nucleotides long. RefSeq names its product putative C6 transcription factor. Bases 1 to 2808 code for a protein of 935 amino acids. The record is from RefSeq and is a predicted model, not a curated record. The transcript has 2 exons. Gene Ontology annotation, biological process: regulation of DNA-templated transcription; DNA-templated transcription. Gene Ontology annotation, molecular function: DNA-binding transcription factor activity, RNA polymerase II-specific; zinc ion binding; DNA binding. NCBI's taxonomy places the organism in Eukaryota, Fungi, Ascomycota, Eurotiomycetes, Eurotiales, Aspergillaceae. Gene Ontology annotation, cellular component: nucleus.